CAAGAAAUGUCUCGUAAAGUUAUUCUCUUUGAAGAAAUUCUUGUUCUGUUCCUUCCUCUGUUUUACAAUUCCCAUGGCUACUUCGUCCCACAAGGAUCUGUAGGAUUCGGCUUCAACGAUUACUUCACUUUAACAAACACAACAAAACACACAUACGGUCAAGCUUUCGACAGCGAGCCAUAUUCAAUAACGAACUCCACCACAAAUAUCACAUCAUCUUUCUCAGUCAACUUCUUCUUCGCAAUCGUCCCUGAGCAUAAGCAGCAAGGCUCACACGGUAUGGCUUUCGUCAUCUCUCCGACAAGAGGCUUUCCCGGAGCUUCCUCCGACCAAUACCUCGGAAUAUUCAACGAAACAACCAACGGUAAAACCUCGAAUAACGUAAUAGCUAUCGAGUUAGAUAUACAUAAAGACGAAGAGUUUGGUGAUAUUGAUGAUAAUCAUGUUGGGAUUAACAUUAAUGGUAUGAGGUCUAUUCUCUCUGCUCCUGCUGGUUACUAUGAUGAUAAAGAUGGAAACUUUAAAAAUCUUUCUUUGAUCAGUAGAAAAGUAAUGCGGCUUUCUAUCGUUUAUAGUCAACCAGAAAAGCAGCUCAACGUUACUCUGUUCCCUGCUGAGCUCUCUGUUCCGCCUAUAAAACCGCUUUUGUCAUUAAACCGUGAUCUCUCUCCAUAUUUGCUUGAGAAAAUGUAUCUUGGAUUCACUGCAUCUACUGGAUCGGUUGGUGCAAUUCAUUACAUGAUGGGUUGGUUUAUUAGUGGAGAAGUCGAGUAUCCAAGAUUGGAGUUUGGUAGGCUACCAAUCCUUCCUCCAUAUCCAAAGAAACCCUCUCAUAGAACAAGGACGAUUUUAGUAAUCUGCUUAACGGUGUCUGUGAUCGCUGCAUUUGUGGCCUCGGGGAUUGGUUUCGUCUUCUAUCUGAGGCAUAAGAAUGUUAAAGAGGUUCUUGAGGAAUGGGAGAUUCAAUAUGGACCUCAUAGGUUUGCUUACAAGGAGCUUUUCAAUGCCACAAAAGGUUUCAAGGAGAAACAACUUCUUGGGAGAGGAGGUUUUGGUCAAGUCUAUAAAGGAACACUUCCGGGUUCUGAUGCAGAGAUCGCUGUGAAACGAACUUGUCAUGAUUCAAGACAAGGAAUGAGCGAGUUUCUAGCCGAAAUAUCGACCAUUGGUCGUCUCAGACAUCCAAAUCUGGUCAGGCUUUUGGGAUAUUGCAGGCAUAAAGAAGAUCUCUACUUGGUGUAUGACUUUAUGCCUAAUGGAAGCCUUGACAAGUAUAUAAACCAUAGCAACACGAGUGAGAAUAAAGAAGGGCUAACUUGGGAGCAACGUUUCAAGAUCAUCAAAAAUGUUGCAUCUGCUCUACUGUAUCUGCAUCAAGAAUGGGUACAAGUCAUUAUUCAUCGAGAUAUCAAACCGGCUAAUGUUCUAAUAGACCAUGAAAUGAAUGCGAGGCUCGGGGAUUUUGGACUUGCAAAGCUGUAUGAUCAGGGAUUUGAUCCAGAGACAUCUAAAGUAGCUGGAACAUUCGGGUAUAUGGCACCAGAGUUUCUAAGAACAGGAAGAGCAACUACGAGCACUGAUGUUUACGCCUUUGGGAUGGUAAUGCUUGAGGUAGUUUGUGGAAGAAGGUUGAUUGAGCGACGUGCAGCAGAAAACGAAGAAGUUCUUGUGGAUUGGGUACUAGAGCUUUGGGAAAAAGGAGAAGACAUUCUUGACGCAGUUGAAGAAAGUAUCCGUAAAGAACAAGAAAGGGGACAACUUGAGCUUGUUUUGAAGCUAGGUGUGUUGUGUUCGCAUCAAGCUGCAUCGAUCAGACCAGCUAUGAGUGCGGUUAUGCGGUUCUUGAAUGGCGUUUCUCAGCUUCCGGAUAAUCUUCUUGAUGUCGUGAGGGAUGAGAAAUCGAGAGGAUGGCCUGAGCAAAUGGAAAUGCUCUUUGAUGUGGAUUUAUCGGGUACAUCGAGGUUUACUGACUCGUUAGUCUCACAUGGACGCUGA
Molecule: messenger RNA, 1995 nt
Organism: Eutrema salsugineum
Lineage: Eukaryota; Viridiplantae; Streptophyta; Magnoliopsida; Brassicales; Brassicaceae
Product: L-type lectin-domain containing receptor kinase V.5
Exons: 1
Coding region: 7-1995 (662 amino acids)
Biological process (GO): protein phosphorylation
Cellular component (GO): plasma membrane
Molecular function (GO): protein kinase activity; ATP binding; carbohydrate binding
Source: RefSeq, a predicted model, not a curated record